AGCAGCAUUCCUCCUCUACCACCUCCUCCUCCUCAGCAGCAGCAGCAGCAGCAGCAGCAGCAACUCUCUCCUCGCUCUCUGUGAUUGUGACUCGCAGGAAAACUUUUAUUCCCGGGCUAAAUUUAGUGGAGGGGCCCCUGGUCGCUGCUCGGUUGUCGGUUGCGUCCUCAUCCUGGACGCGCUUCCUUUCCCCCUCACCUUGUCCUCGCAUUGGUUCUGCAGAGAAAGCAGCUCCUGCACAGAGCCACAUGAGUGAGUGAGAGGAGCAUCGGACGACAGAAGCAGCUUAUUUUCUGGAGACUUCACUCACUGACUUUUCCCACAACAUUUUAAGGGAUUUUCUUUUUUUCUCCAGUUUUUCUUUCACAGAGGCAUGAAAAUGGCCUUGAGUGGAACCAUUUUACCAUCAAUCUCUACUUUUGCCAACCAGAAGGAGAAAUUCUGGGAAGAUAGGUGGAAGGGCAGCCUGGGCAGCAUUGCGCCUGACCUGGACAGCAGCUGUCUGGGCAGGAAGGACGAAGAGGACCUAGAUAAGUUCUUGGACCUCGAGUUUAUUCUCGCAAACACAGCAGUUGCUGACGGAGCUCCGGCUCCCGGGACCGGAGUGGAGUCGUACCGGCUGCAGGAGGCAGAAGCGUCCGUGUAUCAGCAGCCACAGACCUACACCUCAGUCCCGGACUUGAACUGCCCUCCUCCGCCCUACAACAGCCUGAUGGCGGAGCUACUCCGCUCCGACUUGGAUACGAGCUUCCUCCCCGGGAACAGUCCCAGCAUCCAGGGCAGAUUCCUCAUUAGCUCUGCGUCUUUCCACGCGACUCAGGAUUUAUUCCCCGAGCAUCCGAACAUUAAAGUGGAGCCCGCCUCCAUGGACACAUACGGACCUGUCAUGGGUCUCGUGCCACAGAGCUGCAGUAAAAUCAAGCACGAGGGCAGCGUCUCGUGCAUGAUGUCGUACGAGCAGCAGCCGCGGCUCGCUAACUCCCCGCAGGCGGCGGCUGCGGGCAGCAUGACGCCGCCGCUCAGCCCGAAUGACCUGAUGAGCUCCGAGUGUCAUCAACCGCACAUGUGCAACACGUUCCAGCAGAGCUUCCACCCGCAGCAGCAGCAGCAUCACCACCACCACCACCAGCAGCAGCAGCACCACCACCGCAGCAGCGCGCCUGCGGGGUUCCCUCACCAUCACGGCAGCAUGCAGCUUCAGUUCACGGCGACGCACCAGCAGCCGCAGUUCCCCGGCAUGUUCGCGGAGGACGCGGGCAUAAACAUGCAGCAGCAGCCGGCGGCGGCGGGUCAGCGGGUCCUCCUCACCCCGCCCUCCUCCCCGCUGGAAAUGAUGGACACCAAGCCGAAGAGAGGCCGCAGGUCCUGGCCGCGGAAACGGACUGCGACACACACCUGCACUUUCACCGGCUGCGGGAAAACAUACACGAAAAGUUCGCACCUGAAGGCGCAUCUCAGGACGCACACAGGAGAGAAACCGUACCACUGCAGCUGGGAGGGCUGCGGCUGGAAGUUCGCGCGUUCUGACGAGCUCACGCGUCACUUCCGGAAGCACACCGGGCACAGACCGUUCCAGUGUCACCUCUGUGAACGGGCUUUCUCCCGAUCCGACCAUCUGGCUCUGCACAUGAAGAGACACAUGUAGAGAAAAGAAGCAGAACAAAAGACUUUUGACCAGAAAAACAAAGAAACAAACAAACUAUAAUGAUGUCAUGUCAUGACAUUAAAAUGUAUAGAUGCGAGUUCCUGUAAAUGAUGAACUCUAGUAAAACAAACAAACAAACAUGAGGGAGGUUUGACUAUGCUGGAAUGUUUCUUUUUACAGGAAUAUUUAUAGGAAAAUUAUGGUGAUUUCUUUCUUUUUCCGGAAACCAAAGAGACACAAAAUGCCUUCAAAAAUAUAUUUGUAAACAAACAAACAUCUAUUUAAAGUUCUUUUUUGACGACAUACACACACCAUAAAAAAAACAGUGAUUUUGACAGAAACAGACAAAAUUCUGUUCACAUGUAUUUUUGUGACUAUGUAGCUGGUACUACUUUUAUAUAUAUGUAUAUAUAUCUAUAUAUAUGCAUAUAUAUAUAUAUAAGGAUUGUUGUUUGAAUUGACAACAAAAAAAAACUAAAAUAAAGGAACAUUCCACUCAAACAUGUCAGGCACAUGCAAACUGAAGCAACUGAAAGCAGACAUUCCUUUGUUUUUUUGACAUAUUUUCAACCAUUAGUGCCUUUUUUUUAAUCUAUAACACGUUAUUAAGCCAAAAAAAACAUUUACGAUGGCCAUACUAUCCACUGGCUAAGAGACAAUCGACGUGUGUGUGUGUGUGUUCUGUUGUAAACUGCACGUGAAAAAUAAGCUUUAAGACAACGUUUUGUACUAAGAAAAAAACUGCCUUUUUCCAGUCUGUCCUCCUUCCUCGAAGGCUUGAAUUGAAUGUCACACACGUGUGUGUGUGUGUGUGUGCGUCUGUCGUCCUCCCGAGCGUUUGAAGUCAGGGGUCUUUUGCUCACGACAUCUCUCCAUUGACAAAGGGCUACACAGUCUUUGGCAAUAACAAUUGUUUUGUUUUUUAUGUCUUGAAGAAAAAUGUACUUUGCCUUGUACAUAGAUGAUUUUUUUUAUAUAUAUAAUGUAAAUAGUCUAUUUUAAUGUACAUAUUAAACUAAAUGAACAAACAUGA
Messenger RNA from Solea senegalensis (Senegalese sole), 2678 nucleotides. Its product is annotated as Krueppel-like factor 2. The record is from RefSeq and is a predicted model, not a curated record. Bases 374 to 1645 code for a protein of 423 amino acids. Gene Ontology annotation, molecular function: RNA polymerase II cis-regulatory region sequence-specific DNA binding; DNA-binding transcription factor activity, RNA polymerase II-specific. The transcript is spliced from 3 exons. Gene Ontology annotation, biological process: regulation of transcription by RNA polymerase II. Lineage: Eukaryota; Metazoa; Chordata; Actinopteri; Pleuronectiformes; Soleidae.